Molecule: messenger RNA, 189 nt
Organism: Prunus armeniaca (apricot)
Lineage: Eukaryota; Viridiplantae; Streptophyta; Magnoliopsida; Rosales; Rosaceae
Source: the annotation of a GenBank genome assembly
AUGACUAAGUUUGACAACGCUGUUGGAGAGAUUUUUUCAAAAUCAAAUAAUGAACAGCCGUCACCCUUCAUAACUACCGCUGCUGCCAUAGUCAACGACUGGCCUCGAGACCAGUCCCGUUCGAACCGCCACCUCUCCCUCGUCAUUUCUCGACUAGUCUCAGCCACCACCGUCCACUGUGCUCGCUAG